CCUCAAUCGUGUUUUUCUGUUUGACAGCUCGCGUGCACUGUUUACAUAGACUUAGUCGUGUUCGAACGAAAAGUGCUGGGUAUUUUUUUUUAUUCAAAGUCGGUCGAAAUUUCAAAGCGAAGCGGAAAUCGAAGACGAAGUGGGCGGCAAACUUGUUUACAUGACCUAGCAGCUGCUCGCUGAACCCGAACGAAAACGAAGCCGUGCUGCUGGCGGAGAUGGUCAAGCAAUGCCUCGUUCCGACGCUCAAGCAAAGCCCUGGAAUGACCUACUGGGAACCGACCACCAAGGACAUGCAAAUCCCGGAAAACUACCGCACCGUCUUUCGACCGCUUAUGCUCCAGCUCCAGCUCCCGAGGACGUGGUCAAGUUCAACCUCGAGCGCUGCAACCUCGCCCUCCUCCACCAACAAAACACCGGCAGAUUCUUCAUCGUCCUGUUUGAGAAGAAAAAGAAGCUGCUCUCGGAGGUUUUCCACCAGAAACCGCCGUCGAAGACCUGCGAAGCGGAACCACCCCAAAAGAAGCUAAAACGCUACCACCGCAACCCGCUCAACCUCCUGACUCGGUGCCGCGAAGACAAAAAGAAGAACACUUACUGGUCCAGGAGGGUGGAGACCUUUUUGCAUUUCGGAUUGACCGUACUUCGGGUGCUGGUCAACUACAGUCUAGCGGACCACACGCAAAGCCGACAUUAGUCUUUUAAGACUUAAAAUUAGGCUUUAUCGAACCUAACCGUGUUAAGUCUUUUUAAGCCUAAUGAUGGGUUAGUCUUUAAAAGACUAGUUUCGUUUUAGUACGAAAAAGGCUAAAUUUUAGGCUUAAUGUUAUCGUCAAAAAGCCUAAAUUUUAGUCUUUUUCGAGAAUGCGAGGGGAUCAAAGCGGACAUAAUCCAAGAUGGCGGAACUUGAUUAAGACUUAUUUUUAGGCAUAAAAAGACUUAUUUAUAGGUUCAAAAGACUAAUUUUUAGGCUUUUGCAGGGAAUGGGAGGGGAUCAAAGCGGACAUAAUCCAAGAUGGCGGAACUUGAUUAAGACUUAUUUUUAGGCCUAAAAAGACUUAUUUAUAGGUUUAAAAGACUAAUUUUUAGGCUUUUGCAGGGAAUGGGAGGGGAUCAAAGCGGACAUAAUCAAAGAUGGCGGAACUUGAUUAAGACUUA
Culex pipiens pallens (northern house mosquito) is the source of this 1158-nucleotide messenger RNA. RefSeq lists its product as uncharacterized. Bases 230 to 697 code for a protein of 155 amino acids. The transcript is spliced from 2 exons. The record is from RefSeq and is a predicted model, not a curated record. Lineage: Eukaryota; Metazoa; Arthropoda; Insecta; Diptera; Culicidae.